AUGCGCCGAGCCGGUGUAACUUCUGAUGAUUUGGAAGGUGAGAACUUUGAAGCUGACAUUGACACUGUUGACGACACUGAAUUGUCCGACAAUGAAGACUUGAGCAGCAAUGAGCUUUCAACACUGAGGACAAUCCUGUCUGUCCCUGGACUGGACACACCCAUGCACAGGGCUCUCAAGACUGCACAGGAAGCAUACAACUCCCUGUGGGUUGAGUUCAAAGGUCUUAGGAAGGACUAUUUUACACUCUUGGCUACUGUCCCUGCCUGCAACCGAAACCGCACACUCAAGAAGACAUCCAUACUCGACAUGAAAAUCACUGCCAAAGGGAAAAAGUAUACAUUGUUCUACCAUUUCUGGGUCAUCCCCAGUGUCUUACUGACAAUGCCUCAGCCUGAAAUCAACCCAUGUAGUCCUACACAUUGGGCAUCUCCCGAGGCUAAGGUCAAUGGUGCCAUGGCAGAAUUGUACAAGUGCGUGUCCAAGGACUUACAUGGCUCCAUGGAGAAAUACACGGCAUUUGAUUCUCUGUUUUGCACUGCAGUUAGCACUGAACGGUCAAAAAUUGUGCAUGCUAUCAAAAGCUGUGCAGGUAUCAUCUUCUCAUCACUCAACCUCAACCCUACCCUCUUUUUAUCUCAAACAGAUGCCAGAAAGCAAGACAACCAUGACCUCCUUUCACCCAUUCUGUUUGCAAGACCAGAUGCCAUGGUGGCUGAUGAGUUCCUCAAGAAUCCUGUGCUAGUCCAAAUGUAUGGGAAAAAGAUACUUUCUGGAAAGACUAAGGGUCAGAAGGCUAGGGGACAGCAUUGCAAUGCACAAUGUGUCACUGAAGGUUUGAUUGCAGGCACUGCUAUUAUGGCACAUUUUUUGUUGACACACAAUCCUGAGUUCAUGGCAACUGGUGCAGAAACAAAGAUAAACUAUCAAGCGGACUACAAUUUCUACUUGGAGCGCUUGUUCAAGCGCACUCCAUGGGCCUGCGGCAUCAUAGACUACUUCAACAAGGAGGUUUUUGAUGUCACCAGCUCAAAUCUAGUACCAGCUCCUGACAAUUCUUCUUCCACCGCCCCCCAGACUCAAAUUUGGGAAGACAAUCUCCUGAACGAACUUGAUGAUCCUGCUCGAGUUACUUCUGCUCUCACAUCCCUCCCUGGUACCUCAGCAGUGGUCAAUGUCGUCUCCAACUACCGUGCUUCCAUAUCUGUCAACCAAGGUCAAUCUGCAUCUGCAACUGCACAGCUGCAGCUGGGUGUCAAUCAAUUGACCCUGGACAACACCAUUGAGCCAACUGCAUUGACAACUUGCAGCGCACCUUCUCACAAACCUUAA
This is a messenger RNA of Suillus paluster, 1332 nucleotides long. RefSeq lists its product as uncharacterized. Bases 1 to 1332 code for a protein of 443 amino acids. The record is from RefSeq and is a predicted model, not a curated record. Lineage: Eukaryota; Fungi; Basidiomycota; Agaricomycetes; Boletales; Suillaceae. The transcript is spliced from 6 exons.